Molecule: messenger RNA, 11607 nt
Organism: Xyrichtys novacula (pearly razorfish)
Lineage: Eukaryota; Metazoa; Chordata; Actinopteri; Labriformes; Labridae
Source: the annotation of a GenBank genome assembly
AUGGCUGAUGAUCAACAACAACCUGGUCAGAAGCCUGCCUCGGGAUUAGGCUCUCUUCCAGCGUUGGUGCCAGGACUCCAGGGGCCCGAGGCCAACGCGUUACAAUUCAAAAUCAAGAAUUCAAUUUGGUAAGGAUGGAAAUGCUCCUCGGGUGCAGCCACACUGUCCUUUUUCGCUAGCCGUAGCCUCAUAAUUAGCGUAUCUAGCUUCUGGGAGACUGUGUGUGCUGCAUAAAGCGGCUGAAAAUAACCCAAGGGCUCCCGUGCUUUGCUUCAGUAUUUGAUAGAAAUUAGAUAGCAACGAGGAAAGCUUCAUUUUCUUCUACGUGUGCGUGCAUAAAUAUCGCUAAUGACGACGGGUUACACACACACACAGCAGCAGCAGCAUUGGCUUUAAUCGGUAGCAUCGAGCCAGAGGAGGAGGAGGAGGCCAUGUGAUAGAUGACACCGAAUCCAGCGGUGGUGCUGAUGCUCGGGAUGACAGGUGUCAAAACUGAGGGCUAUACACAGAGACACCCGAGCACCGAUUCUUUUAGCAAAUUAACCAGAAACAAACAAACCAAAAAGGAAAAAAAAAACACCUAAAUGUAAAUGAUGGUGGAGAUUGUUUGUUUGGUAACACUUUACUUGACGCCUAUCCCUGUAACGCAUUAUAAAUACAUAAUGCGUUAUAAUCAAGGUAUAGCACUGUGUAACUGUAGUAAUAAACACUCAUUAAUGAUCAUAAUGCUUUAUAGCAAUAAAUAUAACACACUAUAAAGCAUUUUAUUAUGAUUUACAGGUGUGUCAAACUCAACCACAGCAAGGCCAUAAUCUGGAUUUAGGUCUAACCUGAGGGCCAAACAGGGUCAACAUUUCAUCAAAAAUGUCAACCUCCUUUUCAAAAAAUAUGUAACAAAAACAUCAAUGAUCAUAAAUCAUUUUGAAAUUCAAAAAAGAUAAAAAGUUAAGUUUAAAGGCAAUCUGAGAUAGAAAAAAAAUAUUUUAUUAAACUUUUUUAUUCUAUUUGUAUUUAUUAGUUGAAAAGAUCAGAGCAUGAUAUUAAAAAUAGAAAAUAAUGCUUUCAAAGAGCAAGUACAUGAGCAAAACGUUGAAAUCAGGUUUAAAAGGACAAAAUAUGAUUUAAAAUUGGAAUCUAAAGUAUAAAAAUGACACAAGUCUAAAUACUGAGUUGAACAGAAUCAAAGCAUGAAAUAAAAAAUCCAACCAUGUUUGACUUGUAACUUGAAGUGCAAAAUUAAAUCAUGAAAUAAAACACCAAAUAUUUUCCCCCCACAUUCUUGACUAUUUAUCAAAUCUUUCUCACUCUUUAAUUUACCAGAUUUCCUUGGCUCAUUAAAGACACUUAAAAUAAAGUGCUGAAGUUUACAUUAUUAUACUGGAGGAAAUCUGCUGACCUAAUACUGGUGGGCCAAUAAUAACACAAAUAGGAUAUUUUAGGACAUAGGAUAUCCAAGAGCACAGAGGAGAUAAUUAUUGGUAAAUAUGGAAGCACCAGGACUUUCUCUGGUGCAGGUUCUUCAGCUGAACUUGAUAAACUUGGCCCAACAACAACCUGAAGCAUACAUCCAAGAUGAAGCUCUUGGAGGUCUGUGGGUGUUUUUCAAUAGGUCUCAGCAUGUGUCAUGAGGGUUCUGAUCACAGGAGGGCAGUCCUGAAGUACAGUUGAAAAUUGUAGAUUUUAAAAACUCCCACCUUUUAUUUUUUGGGAAAAAAGCCAUCGCAUAGUAUGACAUCUGGUUUACUUAUGAAAAAGAUAUUUUCAUUUUUUCCAUUUUAGUCAGAAUUCAGAAUGAAUUCAGAAUGAGUGGUACUUCAGAUCCACAUGGCAAGAAAGAUUAAUACAUUAAUGAAGAUUAUGUUUAUAUGUCGGGUCACUGUGAUAACUAGUUUUAUUCAGGACUACUUAUGAAUAUAAAAAGAUGGACAGGAUUUGGGAAAAAAAUGCUAAUUUUGAAAAAUACAAAAAUUUCUCACUGAAUUUGAUGCUUUUUUCAUUUACAAUCCUUUUUUGUGCUCUCUCUCUCUCUCUCUCUCUCUCUCUCUCUCUCUCAUUGCAGCAAAUCUGUACAAUCAAAAGUGGACAGCAUAUUGGUGAGUAUACAAAAAAUAGUACAGAUGAAACCUUUUUUCCUGGUGUUAAAAAUCACUUUUGUAUCUUUUUUCAUGUAAAGCUGGUAGUUGGUGUAUAAAAAAAUGUGUGAAAGCUUUGAUUUUGUCACAGAUUUCAAAUAAAAAUUUAAGAUUCCUUUGAAAAUUUUAAUGUAUAAAAUAAGUUAAUCAACAUCAUGAUGCUGCAUUUGGUCUGGUCUUUAUUUACACUGCAGAAAAAAGUGUAUCUCAGUGUAUCAACAUGAACAAUGCUCCAUUAAAAUUAUGUUUGUAUAUUAAAACACCCUUUCUUUUAAAACUGAACACUUGUUGUCACUUUACCUCUCAGGCUUUGUAUUCAGUGACAAAGUCAUGCCAGAUUCACUGGAGCAAUAUUAAUUAUCAGAAAAAUAGAAAAUGUUAAAAGUCUGUAUUUCAGAAUCAAAAAAUCUGUCAUAUGUUUGACAAGUUCCAGCAGUCGAGUUUAGUCCCUUUCAUUUUUCACCAGAUAGAAAAAAAGAAAAGACAGUCAACCUUUCAUUACUUCAGUGGAUAUAAUGUAAGGGAACAUAAUCAUUUAUCGUUAGAUGCUUCGACAACACUACUGCACUUUUGAGAAGGAUUUUUCACUUCAAAACAUACCUGGAUGUCUCAGUUAAAGGCAGCUGGUCUUUUUUAUAUUGUUAAUAUAGGUUGAAAACUGCCUUGAGAUUGAAAAGAACGGUUCUUAAUUAUGUGGUUCAAAAUCAGUUUAUUAUAAUUAAAUCACCUUUCAACACCCCCACUCUAGGUGUAGUUUUGUGUCCACAUGUUGGACAUGUUUUGAGCAGAUUCUCCCUGUUUACACAGUGAUGUAAGUGUCCUACUAUUUAAAAUGUGUGAUCAGUUUCAUGCAAAAACAUCUGUAAUUUUGACAAGUGCAAACGCAGACAGGGGAAGCUCAAGGUCAGAUGUGCUACAAGCAGGCAAUAAGUAGACGAUUUGGUUGCCAAAAAAUAUCAUUUUUACAUAAAUUUUACCAUGACAUGUUUCAACUAAAAUGUCCUCCAGCCUUCCUCAGAAGAGUUCAGAGAGGUUUAGUCACCCUACCUGAAGCGGCAGGACAACCAUGCCCCCCUGUUGUCCAUCAAGAUAAUAAUUCUAUACACAGUGUUUUGGUUUCAAGACGGUUGGUUUGAGAAACAAUUUUAUGACAUCCUGUUGGUUUGUGCAGAAUUAGUGUGAGUGUUUGAUAAAACUAUGUUUCAAAGUCAGCUGAUAAAAGUUCAAACAAUCUCAUUAAAAUUUCCUAAACCAAGAUAUAAUCAAUAAAAGACGCCAAAAUUCUACAUGUAUGGAUUGAAUGUGAACUAGACAAAGAUAAUAAGUAUGGGAACAACUCAUGUUAGUUGCAAAGCAUAAUGGCCGUGGAUCCUGGGAUCAAAACAUUCAGUCUGUUUUUAAUGCUUUUGUUUAGAAAUUGUAACACACAGGUGGUGUGCAGCUGUGCAGUUUAAGGCUUCAGAAGAGGUUUUUCCAUAUUUGAGGCACAUGUUUCUCUAAAUGAAAACCAAAUUAUAUCAAUGAAAUCAAACAUUUGAGGUUGCCCGGGUUACCAGUUAGCAUGCUAAUGCCAUGCAACAAGAACCGUGCUAGAAAAUUCACCAAAACAUUUAAGGUGGUGGUGCAGAAAUAAAACUAAAGAGCAGAGCAGAGGAGGGCUCAGACAGGUGACUCGUCUUGUGUUUGUAACAAUGGAGUGAAGUAAAUUGUGUCUUGAUUCACUGUUGAUUGGCUGACAGCUCUCACCUCAUUCAUUCAAGGAUUGGUUACCCUAGCAACAAAGAGGCAAAUAGGAAAUGACAAGGUGAGAUGAACCCAUUCUUAGAAACCAAUUCAAAGCAGUUGGGUUGGAAUCAAUAGAGAGGAGGCUGUGUGCUGCUGUCACACUUGUGUAAUAAUUUUAAAUCAGUCCUUUUUUUUCUGAACCAGAUUACCAACACUGUCUGUGUUUCUUUAUCCGUUUGUCUGUUUCUGGGUAAAAAAAAAAGAAUAGGACCUCAAGUAUGAUUUUGAUCAGCAUCUCUAUCCUCUGUUUUGAUCAUUAUUUUGUGAAGUAAAAAAUUAUUGCUUCUUCUUUGUGAGAUAUGUGAAAGCUUUGUGGUGGCAGUUUAGUGCUGUUUAAAACUUAAGGAAGGCAGAGUGGAAAAUUGGUUUUAAGCAACCGCUCCCAAAGGUUGUAUAUAAAACAUAAUAACGGACAAAUAAAAGACAAAACAAAACACAAGGACUAAAAUGUAAAAUAAGAUUUGAAAUAAACAUUGAAAUGAAAUCGACUGAUAACGAGAUUUAGAAAUGAAUAAAGGAAUAAAAGUAUCUGUCUAAAUAAAAAGAGCAGACUCAGUUUGAGAUGAUUAACACUUUUAGAAACAUAAAACCUAAGGAGCUCUUGGUGCAAUAAUCUCAACAUCACCGGUUGAUUUUACAAGUAUUAGAUAUCCUGGUGGGAACAGAGCAAAAGGAUCUAAAAUGUUUAAAAUAAGACUUUUUUUUUUUUUUGUUAAAUCUUUUUUUCCCUUUUUCUCAAUUUUAUUUUUACAGCAAGAUGUUGAGAAGUUUACAGACAUCGAAAAACUCUACCUCUACCUGAAGUUGCCUUCUGGUCCCAGCAGUGGCAAUGACAAAAGGUACAUCACAGACACAGGCUGCACUCUGAUUUCUCUCUGUGCUGUUAUUUUCUCUCUCUCUCUCUCUCUCUCUCUCACAUACACACACACAUGUGGCUGCUUUGUAUGGCUUUCAUUACAUUAUUGGCACUGUUGUCUCAUUGCUUGUGAAAAGAGGCGUCUCACUAUCCGCUUGAGACUAUGAAGAAAGAGUGAAGGCUUAAGGCUUCUUUAGAAAAGGUUAACUUUUAAGUUUUAUCUGCUUGUGCUGUUUUUCAGGGGGGGCGUUAUUCACUGGUGAAUUUUUUUCUUCAUGCCGUAUUGUCAUUUAUUUUCUGGCUGUAUGAUUGAUUAUCAUUAUAAAGCAAACCACUGAUAUGUGUAGAUUUUUGCUAUACCUAGCUGUCUGUGUUUCAUUUGUUUCCCCAUAUCUAUUCAUCACCCCAACCCCCCAAUUCUACCCAUUUGGACUGAGAAUGAGAGGGGGUCCUCCACUCCUGGAUUAUGGUAUUAAAGUUUCUGUAUUAACAAGAAAUGAGGCAUAUAAGUCAAGGACACUACCUCACCAGAUUUAUCUGUCUUUUGUAUCGAUUUCAGUGAUCAGAGUUCCAUGUCGUCAAGCCGUACUCAACAGAUGUAUGCAUUCAACUGGAUACGGAAUCACCUAGAAGAGCACCCAGAGACUUCCCUCCCAAAGCAAGAGGUGUAUGAUGAAUACAAGUGAGUGUGCCGGGUCAUAAACAGAACUGUACUUCAUAAACAGGAUCUAUUACUGCAUUAUCCUAUGGUGGUCUUCUUCUCUUACAGGAGCUAUUGUGACAAUCUCGGCUACAAUCCACUGAGUGCAGCAGACUUUGGAAAGAUCAUGAAGAAUGUCUUUCCCAACAUGAAGGCACGUCGACUGGGCAUGAGGGGCAAAUCCAAAUAUCCUUUCAUUCUCAUGAGCUUGUCUUUCUGGGCUGCAGUCUGGCUGUGCUUCACCUUUGGAUGUUAAUCUAGCAGUAAGCGAGUAAGUUGAUACCAUUCCUUGAAUGUAGACAUGUCAUAGUGGUCUGGAGAUACAAAUCGGGUUUUUUUUUACUUGAUAUGAUCUCUGUAACUUAACUCAUAGUACUAAUAUAACCCAAGUCUUUUUAAACAGUUAAUUUUUGUACAUCUUUUCUUUAUUUAUAGGGCUGCCUAGGAGAGACAGAAGGGUAACGGGCAGUAAUUUUAUUUGGUGUUUGAAUUGUAUCAGAAUAUCGGCAAACCAUGUUGUAUGCCAACUGGUCGGUGUACAGUUUUAGAAAAACAAAGUUUCGUGGUUGAUAAAUGUGUUAAGAACAAGAGCAAAUGAAACACUAGUGUCUCACCAAGGUUGAGGCUUUAGAUACUUCUGUGGUGUAGGUCUGCAAAUGAAAACAGUGCUAGUGUAAGCACCAGAUCUGCACCUGCUGGAGACAUUGCACGAAAUAUCAUUGACUGUAUGUGAUGACGUUUUCACAUUGUGAUUUACUGUACAGAGUUUCACUCUAUGCAGUUUCAGUCUUUAGUGUGGUUUGUCCAAGUAGAGUGGUUGUACUAGCAGGCGGAGGAGGCCAAGCCUGUUUAACUACCAGAAAUACUGUCAGAGAAAUACUGUAUUUCGCCUCCAAAUGUGUCCAUUGUACAUCAUAUUCACCUGAUGACCCACAAAAGAUGUUUUGAGGACAGUCCCACGUUCCCAAAGCCAAAUUUGGUCUCUUCAAACCUUUAUUUGUAGCUUUUGAGAAAGAAACUCAACAUUAUUCAAGCACCAUAUCCAAAUACAAAAGUACAAAAUCUGUUAAAACUCUCAAUGUGUUCUCUUCAUUUAAUGUAUUUAUCUGAGGAAACCCCUUCAGUCUGCUCGUAGCUUAUUUAUCUAUGUAUAAAUGAGUUUUAAGACAUCAUCUUAAAACUCAUUGACAUACAGCCCACAUACAAAGUGUUUAUAUUUUGUUACCCACAGUGGAAAUGUUUCAGACACCUUAACUCCUUCUCACAUACUGUUAUAGCGGGUUGAGGAAGAAAGCUUUUGUUCACAUGCCUUCUUUACCCAACCUGGACCUGCAGAAAUCUGGUGAUGGGGUAAGUUUAAGGAAUUGAAUAAACGCCAAAGCGUUGUAUUUUUACAACACUCUGAUGCUUAAUCAGCGUCUGUGUGACUGCAGUGUGAACUGAUGGAGCCGACGGGUCAGUCCCCGAGCGCUGAGGAUGAAAUGAGAUCUGCAGCCUGUGGACUGGUGUGUGAGUGGGCCCAGAAGGUUCUGAGUCGCCAGUUCGACAAUGUGGAGGAUCUGGCCCGGUUCCUGCUUAAUAGCCACUACAUUGGUACUAAGUCCAUGGCUGCGCUCACUGUUAUGACCGGAACACCCACAGGUAGGGAUAUCCUCUGAUCUGCCCCUGUGGUCAUUUUACCUGUGGGUGAGUGUGAGUGUGUGUGUGUGUGUGUGUGUGUGUGUGUGGGUGUGUGUGUGUGUGUGUGUGUGUGUGUGUGCGUGUGUGUGUGUGUGUGUGUGUGUGUGAGUGUGUGUGUGUAUUUUAAAUUUUUUUUUGCAUGUUUUGUUCGAUGUAUUAAUCAGAAAAAAAGUACAGCUAGUGUGUGUAAAAGCUGUCCUAAUCUGACAAAUCAAAACUUGACAAUUGCUUUUUUGAAAUCAUGCACGCCACAUCUUCAGCUAUGAAGACCAGAGGGACCGCUCACCUUUUUAUCGGUGUACACUUUAAAUUUUCAGCCUUACAGCAGAAGAAUCCUUGCGGUAAACUGAUCAGCCUGCAGUUCCGACUUGUCACCUACUAAAAUAUUUGGUGCAUCAUGACACAAAAAUGAUGGCAAGGAGACCCUUUCUCUACCAGGCAAAAAUGGGACAACAUUUCACUUUUAAAACCCAGAAACUGGUCUCCAUGGUUCCCGAGUGAGUGUUGUUAACAGAAGAGGUGAAGUGGUCAGUCUGUGUGGGGGUUUGGUUCUGGCAUGCUGCUCCCAAUUCUCUCUCUCACUAUUUCCUGCUGUCCUGACCUCUCUGAAAAACAUAAGAGAAAUGUAUUGGUAAUACUGCUUGUAAAAAUGCCUCCAUCGUUGUUCCUGCCUUUCUUCUCGUGACAGGGAUGAAGACCCCAACCCCAGCCUCUGCGUUCGUGCCCACUGCUGAGGCAAACUCGUUUCAGCCCCAGGUGAAGACCCUACCGUCUCCCUCUGUUGAUGCAAAGCAGCAACUGCAGCGCAAGAUCCAGAAGAAGCAGCAGGAGCAGAAGCUCCACUCGCCCCUUCCCAGUGAGGCCCAGGUUAAGAGAACUGAGGCCAGCACCCCUGGGCCCACCAUCCCCUGUGGCAGCCCUGCUUUGCUUUCCCCACAGCCUACCAUAGGCAUCGUAGUAGCAGCUGUUCCAAGCCCAGUCACGGUAUGUGGAAUUUUUCCAGAUGAUUAUUAAAAUUAAAAGAACUGAUAAAUGUGAUUUCAUCAGAAUUUAUCAUCCCACUGUUUCUUUACCAGGUACAAAGAAGCAGGCAGUUGAUGACCUCGCCCAGCCCUGUUGGGACAGCAGAAGGAAAAGUGCUGCCAGUGAACUUCCAAGUAGUCACUCAGUCUCUUAAACAGUCGCCCAAAACUCCCCAGAACAUCUCAGCCAGUCCCGUGGGUGACCGUCUGGCACGACACGGUACAAGGUAUGCCCAGAUUCUGCCUAAGCCCUCUGCCACCAGUGCCAUCACCCUGCGUUCACCCCCGACCCUGCUCAUCACAAACAGCCCCAUCAAAACUGUGAUGCCCACUCCCCAUGUCAGCUCAGUCAAUGUGGUGAAGAUGACAGCCAUUGCUCUGGCUCCCAGCAGCAGCAGUACAACCGUGCGCCCUGCUUCUGCAGGUGUGAGUACAACAGCUGUUUCAGACGAUUCCCAGCAGGCACAAGGUGGGAGCUUGGCCGCUCCUCAGUCUCCUGCGAUUAGGCCCGGCGCCCCAGUCCCCACUCCAACCCUCUCCAGUAACACUAAAGUGGGGUCUGAAGCUGGAAGUGACAACAACUCUGCCACUGGUCUAGAGAAAAUGGCUGUAGGGGCCAAAGAGGACAAAGAUAGGCUGGCAAAAUUCAGGGCUGUCAGUGAGCCGAGCUUCCUGGUGAAGUGUUCUCCAGUAUCUGACAAAGGGAUGAGGGUGAAAAGUGACCCCACAUCCCCUCCCAUCUCUGUAGCUGGGACUCAGGACAGCAAUAACAGUAACUGCCAUGACAGUACUUUGUACUUGACUGUUGAUAAUCAAAACUCCAAUGGCAACACUUCAUCGAAUGGCUCAUCUGCUGUUACCCCGACAUUGAAGGAUCCCUGCCCAGAUGCUAAAAGCCCAAGGAAGCGCACAGGCCCAAGCGGGGAUUCCCAUGUGAUUCCUGUUAAGAGGGUGUUUAUCUCCCAGCAGCCAGUGGCUGUAGUCGACAAUCCCAAGCCUGGAGUUAGUGCUGCAGUGAAGAGGCUACCCAGGCCAGGAACCCCUGCCCGACCAGAGAGUGCCCCCUGCAAAGUGACUGUGAAACACACCACCAUAGGGCUCACACAGAUUCUUGCACUCUCUGACUCACCCAUCACACACACACAGGGCUCCCAGACUGUUGUUAAACCCCAAGCUGUGGUGGUGAAGCACGAAGACCAUUCUCUCAGCACUGAUGCCAGCACUGGAGCAGCUGGAAGCAACACGCCCGACCAGGUGUUGUUACAGCAGAUCACCGGGGACCCUCACGCCAUACCAGCCAACUCAGGAGCACACGCAGCCUCUGUGAUGAGUGACCUUAAGAGCACAAUAUGGGAAGAGGGUCAGCUUGACGAGCUUCAAAAGCAGGCGUUUGCUCAGCAGAUCCCAGCUGAACACAAACAAGCCCCCACCGACCAACUUUCCAUCAUAGCUCAACCGACCGAGUCCUCAGGUCAGCUCACCCUCACACAGGAGAUGGUUGACUUUGCAGGUUCUCAACCUAACAUGGACUACUUCCCGUUCAAUGAUGACGACAUGACCCAGGACAGCAUUGUGGAGGAACUGGUCCAAAUGGAGGAGCAGAUGAAGCUCAAGGGUCUGUUUGGCAGCUGCGUUGAGGUGUCUUUACAAGGCCAGUCAGCCAGCAGUCAAGGCUCGAUCUUAAAUGCUCACCAGGCUGGUACUACCUUCUACCACUCUGCCCACAGUAGUACCACCCCAGUUCAGACUCCUACUCCAACACCAACUCCAACCCCGACACCAACCCCCACCUCUGAAAUGACGCUCGGACACAGCCUGACGCGAGAAAGCCCCUGCUCCCGCAUGGCUCCCAUCACCCCUGUGGAUGGAGCCAUGGGUCGCCACACUCCCAUCAGCACACCUUUGUCCAACUGCAGCAGCAGUGUUCCCCCGAGCCCGGUGGAGUGCAGGAACCCCUUUGCAUUCACUCCCAUCAACUCGAGCAUUACAGGUUAUCACGAUGCUAGUAUUGUCUCCAGCAGCCCAGUCAAGCCCAUGCAGAGGCCAAUGGCAACGCACCCUGACAAGGCGAAACUAGAGUGGAUCAACAACCGCUACAACAGCACCUCUGCAGGACCUUUGUCCAACCACAGCAUUGGCAUUCUUCCCAGCUACCAAGACCUAGUGGAUGACCAGUUUCGUAAGCCACAUGCCUUUGCAAUCCCCGGCCAGUCUUUUCAGGCUCAGGCUAGACAGGAUACUGCUCACUUUGGUCGUUUAACCCCCAUUUCUCCAGUCCAACAACAACAGCAGCAGCAGCAACAGCAGCUGGCAACAGGUGUAACAACUCCCACUAAACAGGAGAGUUUUGCUGUGCCUGCGCCCUUGGACAACAAGGCAUCAACCUCAUCCGCGUCCAGUACUUUCCGCUGUCGUAGUGUUAGCCCUGCUGUACGCCAGAGAAACUUCAGUGGCAACACCAACCCGCUAACCACCUCCUCCACCACCACAAAUACCACCUCUACUGCUACCACUCGAGCUGUGGUGUCGCCCUUUAACUCUCCGAUCACCUCUGAGGUGCUCAACAUCCUUUCCAACAGCCAGACUGUCAGCUCUGUCCACAGCAUGGUCCAGCGUAGCCAGUCUGUACCUCUGAACAUCAUGAUGCAGAGUGAGAUGCUGCCUGUGCAGGGUCAGAGUAACACAGCCAAAAUCACAAAUGUUCUCCUCAGCAAGAUGGAGGCCGACGGGGAUGAUUCUGUACGUGGCCUGGGCAUAAACAACCUCCCAUCUAACUACACAGCCCGUAUGAAUCUCACACAAAUCCUGGAGACCACUCCUGGCUUCGCUGGAGGAACUGCUCACCAGAGCCAGUUAGCUCCUGUGAGCUCCAGCCCUGCUGCUUUCGAGCUCCAGCAGCACGGCUAUCUCAACACUGGGAGUGGAGAACAGGUGAGUUUCUCCACUGGGGAUGGCCAAGCACAAGCAGGUUCUGCUGAGCAAGAGCAGCCGCAGCAGCAGCUCCAGGAGAAUCCCGUGCAGACACAACCCCAGCUCCUCCUCCAGAGCACACAGCAGCAGCAAGAGGUGGAGGAUGAGCAGCAACAGUUAGAUUUCAACAACACUGUCAAGGACUUGUUGGGGGAUGACGGCCUUAACCCCAGUUCCCAGUUGGUGGGUCAGGUAGCUUCGGAGCUCAAUGCCGUGGCGUCCGACUUCUCAAACGACAUCAGACUGACCUCAGAUCUUUCCAGUAGCAUCACUGACCUUAACACAUUGGACACCAACCUGCUGUUUGACCCCAAUCAGCAGCAGGAACAAUAUGAAGACUCAACACUGGAAGAACUGAAGAACGACCCUCUUUUUCAGCAGAUAUGCGGUGAUACUGUGAACUCUGGUUUUGACUGGCUAGAGAGCAAAGACCAGCCUACGACGGUAGAGAUGCUGGGCUGA